Molecule: messenger RNA, 387 nt
Organism: Penicillium canescens
Lineage: Eukaryota; Fungi; Ascomycota; Eurotiomycetes; Eurotiales; Aspergillaceae
Exons: 2
Coding region: 1-387 (128 amino acids)
Source: RefSeq, a predicted model, not a curated record
AUGAGCAGCGUGUUAGGUGUGAAGGAAGUGGAUGGCAGGCUGGUUGCCACAGCCAGAGAUAUUGAGCCACCGGCCGGAUGGACUAAUGAUUUUGAAACGCUGGGUGGUGAGACUGUGCGGGGAAAUGAUGGUGAAAUCUAUGAGUUACUCGAAUAUAAGGGCAUCGAUACCACCGAAACAAAGCCCCUAUACGCGGCAAUGGCUUCUGGUGCUGGCGGUGAACGUUUUGCGAUGAUGGAAGCGGGCUCGACGACAGCCUUCUACCUCUACCAUCUGGAUGAUGAUUAUCUGUAUCGGAUCAAUCAACCAGAUAACUUAGCCGAGAUUGUGAAGCGUAUCAACGAGGAGGAUGGAGGAUUGGGAAGCAUCGAGUUUAAGAAAAUAUGA